CUAGCCGCGCUAGCCGCGCCGCGGGCAAAUGAAAGUGGGCGUUGUGGCACUUGUGUGAUAAGCGAGCUUACUGAAGCUUACAACGCCACUUCCGACUGGUCUGCGACCACGCUGCUUCGGCAUUCUUUGCGACAUCGUUAUGUAUAACUCGAUUUCGCUGUCGCAGGGAGAUGAUUCUAUCGAGUUGGUUCCGUUCGGUGCCACUCUGUCAUCAUGGAAAGUGGAUGGUCAAGAGAUGUUGUUCCUGAGCAAGAAGUCACUCCAAGAUGGCAAGAGCCCUAUCCGUGGAGGAAUACCGCUCGUUUUCCCAAACUUCGGGGCCUGGGAGCUGGGGCCACAUCAUGGCUUUGCACACACCUCCCUUUGGAGCGUGCAGCCCUUGGAUGUGACAUCGAUGGAGCAGGAAGGAAAUGGCAGCAAGGCAAUUGUCUUGAGCCUGAAGGACAGUGACUACACACGUUCCAUUUGGAACCAUGGAUUCCAGCUUGUGUAUCGAAUUGAACUUCAGAAGGCCAAGCUUCGCCUCGAGCUGUCCGUGGAGAACACAGGCACCGACAUGUUUGAGUUCACGGCCCUGAUGCACCCUUACUGGCGCACGGCGGAUGUCCGUCAAUGCACGCUCUCUGGCUGUCAUGGCGUCCUCUACGCUGACAAGACGAAGGACUUUGGCGAGUCACGUGAAGAACGAGAAUAUGUGACGGUCUCGCAGUGGACGGACAACAUCUACAAAAGCACAGAGCAUGUACACGUGCUCACUGCAGUUGGUGCAGGAAAGACUCUGAAGAUUGAGAAGGAAAACCUUCCGGACACAGUCGUGUGGAACCCAUGGGCUAGAAUGGCAGAUGAACUGGAAGACAUGGACGCAGAGGAGUACCUGCACAUGCUGUGCGUGGAACCUGGUCAUGUGGCCCGGCCAGUUCAUCUGGAACCCUCUCAGUGCUUCCGUGCCACCUGCACGUUCACAGCUUGCGAUGGAUAGCCGUGGCCGAAUAAAUAGCCAGCUGCUGUCAAA
Molecule: messenger RNA, 1012 nt
Organism: Rhipicephalus sanguineus (brown dog tick)
Lineage: Eukaryota; Metazoa; Arthropoda; Arachnida; Ixodida; Ixodidae
Exons: 10
Coding region: 140-979 (279 amino acids)
Biological process (GO): carbohydrate metabolic process
Molecular function (GO): isomerase activity; carbohydrate binding
Source: RefSeq, a predicted model, not a curated record